AUGGACUCCCUCCCCUUCGAGCUCAUCACCCAAAUCCUCACCCACCUCCCCCGGCACGACCUCCCCUCCGCCCGCCUCACCUGCCACGCCUUCAACGCCGCCCUCGCGAAACCCACCUUCUCCGUCCUCGCCUCCUUCGUCGACCCGGCCGUCGCCCAGCAGACCAUUGAGCACAUCGCCGCCGACCUCAGCCGUCGUCCAAAAGCCAUCUGGUCCCCCGGGUGCUCCGUCCCGCGCGGGCUUCCCGUCCCGGAGAGUUUCCUGUCUGCGAUGCGUGCGGCGUUGAGGGGCGCCGAGGAUGGCGCCGAAGGGGAAAAGAUUACGGCGGAGAACUUUGGGCGAAGCAUUGGCAUGGACGAGGUGACUGAGGACGUGCUGCGGCAGGCCUUGUUCCGGUAUGCGCUCUACUUGAGCUACGUCUAUACGGGAGAGGGCGAGGCGCCGCAGCUGUGGGUGAUGAAUUCGAAGAAGUGGGCGCAGCAGCAAUGA
Molecule: messenger RNA, 489 nt
Organism: Trichoderma reesei QM6a
Lineage: Eukaryota; Fungi; Ascomycota; Sordariomycetes; Hypocreales; Hypocreaceae
Exons: 2
Coding region: 1-489 (162 amino acids)
Molecular function (GO): protein binding
Source: RefSeq, a predicted model, not a curated record